Molecule: messenger RNA, 2104 nt
Organism: Anolis sagrei ordinatus
Lineage: Eukaryota; Metazoa; Chordata; Lepidosauria; Squamata; Anolidae
Gene: NXN
Product: nucleoredoxin
Biological process (GO): negative regulation of Wnt signaling pathway; negative regulation of protein ubiquitination
Cellular component (GO): nucleus
Molecular function (GO): thioredoxin-disulfide reductase (NADPH) activity
Source: RefSeq, a predicted model, not a curated record
AUGUCUGCGCCGCCUUUGCCUUCGCCUCCGUGUCCGCUGACGGAGCUGCUGGGCGAGUCUCUCUCUGCGCCGGAUGGCUCUGCGGUGCCUACGGCCUCUCUCCGGGCGCGCGGGGUCUCCUUGGUGGGCCUCUACUUCGCUGGCGGGGGAGCCGGGCCCAGUGGCGGCGGUGGCGGUGGCAGUGGGGCCAGUGGGCCGGGCCCGCUCUCUGCCAGCCUGCCGUCCUUCUACGCCCGCUUCCGCGCCGCCUCCCCGCCCGAGCAGGCCCAUCGCCUGGAGGUGGUGCUCAUCUCGGCCGAGCAGGACCAGGCGCGGUGGAGCCAGGCCCUGCGCGCCGGACCAGGGCUCGCCCUACCCUUCGCCGACAAGCGCAGAAAGUUGAAACUUUGGAACAAGUUCCGCGUCUCCAACAUCCCCUCGCUGAUAUUUAUAGACGCCGCCACCGGGAAAGUCGUCUGCCGGAACGGACUCUUAGUAAUCCGAGAUGACCCAGAAGGUCUGGAGUUCCCUUGGGGCCCCCGGCCGUUUGGCGAGGUGGUUGCCGGCCCGCUGCUCCGGAAUAGCGGCCAGUCGCAGGACAGCAGCCUCUUGGAGGGCUCCCACGUGGGGGUCUACUUCUCCGCACACUGGUGCCCUCCUUGCAGGAGCCUUACCCGCGUCCUGGUGGAGUCCUACCGGAAAAUCAAGGAAGCCGGGCAGAAGUUUGAGAUCGUCUUUGUGAGCGCAGAUAGGUCGGAAGAGUCCUUCAAGCAGUAUUUCAGCGAGAUGCCUUGGUUGGCCGUCCCGUACGCCGACGAGGCCCGUCGCUCGCGCCUGAACCGGCUUUACGGCAUCCAAGGGAUCCCGACCCUCGUCGUCCUGGACCCCAAGGGGGAGGUGAUCACCCGCCAGGGCCGGGUGGAGGUGCUCAACGACACCGAGUGCCGGGAGUUCCCCUGGUACCCCAAGCCCGUCCUGGAGCUGAGCGACUCCAACGCCGUCCAGCUGAACGAAGGCCCCUGCCUGGUCCUCUUUGUCGAUUCCGACGAUGACGGCGAGUCCGAGGCGGCCAAGCAGUUGAUCCAGCCCAUCGCCGAGAAAAUAAUUGCCAAAUACAAAGCCAAAGACGAAGAGGCGCCGCUGCUGUUUUUCGUGGCCGGAGAGGACGACAUGACCGACUCCUUGCGGGAUUACACCAACCUCCCGGAGGCCGCCCCGCUCCUCACCAUCCUGGACAUGUCGGCCCGCGCCAAGUAUGUCAUGGACGUGGAGGAGAUCACGCCCGACAUCGUGGAGGCCUUUGUCAACGACUUUCUGGCGGACAAACUGAAGCCCGAGCCCAUCUAAAGCGGAGCGGCGCUUUCCCUCCUCGGACUUUAUUUAAAUAACAAUUGCCAAGCUUGGUGCAGAAACGCGACUCUCUUUCAUGACAGUAUUUUGGAAAACACUCCUCUCGAUUUGACUCUUCUAAAGGUGCUGAAGAUGCGGGGAGAUGCCUUCAAAGCAGCAGGGAGAUCUUCUCACGUGGACGCCAUCCUUGUUUACAUACGGCGAAGCUUGGCGUUCAUCCGUACGAGACAAAGCAAUAAGCCCAAUGGUGGGUAAGAAAGAAGUACGUCUUCAUUGAUAGAUGCAAGGUCUCGUUGCUGUCGAGUUUCUUUUGUUCGAGAGGAAAAUGUCCUUCAACUUCUCGAGCCACGCACCCACGCUUCCCGUAUGUCGAUGACAGGAGAAGGUGGUCCAUUUUUCCAUUGCGGCCCCAAAGCUAAGCCAAUUGGACUCUUUGACGCCGGUUUCUAUUUCUUUGCCUCGUUGAACUUUUCUCGCUUCUGGGUUGAACGUAGCAAAAGCGGGAGAAGUCUAUUGUGUCCAAAGCCUUGGAAGAAAAGGUAAGUGGGAGGGAACUUGAGAAACAGCCCUCGUCGUCGAAGCACAGACGUUCCGGAUCAUGAAACCCGCCUUGAAUCCCGGGAUCGGUUUGGGCAUUUUACCCCCUUCCUUCACCCUUCCUCUCCCCCUUCCAUGUUCACCCAGAGAUUUGUACUCAAAGCACGCAGGGGGGAAAUUGUAAAAAACUGUACAUGGCGAUGGGAAAUUUGUAAUAAAAACCAUUCUGGUCACCAAA